UUAAAAGAGACUGUAGGUGAUCGGUUGUCUCAUUCCACCCACUGUAUCUGCUGGCCUGUCUGUCUCUCUCUGUGGAUUAGUAACUCGUACCAUGCUGUUUUUUUGCCGACAGCUCGCCUGAGGUGAAAGAACGCUGGUUAGAUACUCUUCACAGAAAUACUAAAGACGCAAAAGCGAGGGCUGGUUUUUCUUUUUCACCCCCAGACGUCCUCAUGAAGGUGUUGAGUGGCAGCAUCACAACUAAAACUCUAACAGGAGGUGGCAUGGAACAAUUAAUUGAGUUGCCAGAUGUGAAUGGCAAUGCAAAGAUCUCCGCGCUGUCAAAACAGUUGAAUAACCAAGAGGACAAGCUGUCACAGCCCACUGAAAAAAGGUGGAACCAAGUGGUGAAGAAGCUCAGAAAGGGCUCUAGUUUCAUCAACAAAACAAGCCGAACAGAAACUGACACCAAGACUCAGCUGUUUGGACAGCCCCUCUGCAAGAUAUGCCCUGACGACUGCUCACUUCCCAAACCAGUCACAGAGAUGCUGUUGUUGCUGAGGAAGAGAGGCCCGUCCACAGAGGGAGUGUUUCGAAAGCCAUGCAACAACAAGAACAUGAGGGACAUCAGAGAGCAGCUCAACAGCGGCCUGGAUGUGGACAUGGAGAGGCAGCCGGUCUCUCUGCUGGUCGGGCUUCUCAAAAGUUUUCUGAAGGAACUUCCUGGUAGCCUGCUGGUGUCUGAACGUUAUGACAGCUGGAUGACGGCUCUGCACAAUGAGGACGCUGAGCAGAGAGCUGUGGAAAUCAGAAAGGUGGUAGAUGAGCUCCCCGGGCACAACAAACUCCUCCUGCAGCACCUUGUCUGCGUCCUCCAUCACAUCCUUGAAAGUGCUGACAUCAACAAGAUGGACGCCCACAACCUGGCAGUGUGUAUUGGCCCCACUCUUCUGCAGUUGGAUGGCACCCCGCUGGAUGAACAGAAGGAGAAGAUGGAGAAGGUCACAGAGGUAACUGAGUUCCUGAUUGAGCACUGUGAGAUACUUGGAGAGAAUAUUCUGAAUCUGCUGGAUACUGAUGAAGACUCUCUGUCCUCCCAGCAUCAUGACUCUGCGUAUGACAGCACCGACCCAGACGGAGAUGGGGAGCCAGGAGAGAGCACCGGCUCCACACAUGGAGAGUGUGGCUCAUCUUCCUCUCUCAGUCCCUCCAUCACCACAAUGCCUUGGGCAUCUGAUGUUGUGUUCGACACAAAGCCACAGUUCAACCGUCGUUGCUCUGAGCCCAUCAUCUUCCUCUCACAUGGUCUUGAGAACCUGUGUGUCCAUGCCAGGAGCCAUGAGGACUGCUCCAUGGAGAGGAGGGACUUCGAGGAGCAGCCCCUGAAAAAGCAGAUCUCCGAUGACUCCUUCUUGCUCAGAGGACGAGGGGGAGCCAGGCCAGAUCUGUCUCUUCCAAAACUGAGCAGCAGCUCCAACAUGGAUCCAUACAUGGCCAGUAACCGUGCCAAGGACUGCUCAUGCUCUUCCCUAGAGAGUGCUGCCUCAAACCAGUCAGAGGGCUCUGUUUUCACCAGUUCCCCAGUGGGAUCACCAACCUGCCCAAGGAAAGCAAACACCACCAACCAGCCCUCACUGGCUGCAAAGGCUCAACAGGACAUUGCCAGACCGUUUUCAGAUGAGAAGAGGCGUUCCCUGUCCAUGAGAGUAGGCAAUAAAGUCCUACAGAGGACCCGGAGUUUAGGAGCCUUCAGCAGGAGCAGCCUGAAGAAAGACUCUCAGAAGGAAAACUCUUUCCCUUGUGAAACACUCCAGGAAGACUUUCAGAAUGAAGCAGAUGGUGGAUCUGAGCUUCAACACAAACCACGCCCUCUGUCGGCCAUUGAGGUGUUUAAGCAGGUGGACAGCAGGCAGCCCUGCAGUCCUCCAUCAUACGAGCAGGCAGUGCAGAAUGUGGGUCUGCCUCCACAGUAUGGAGCAAUGACUGUACAAGACGCCAUAGAGUUCGAGAGGAGGUCCCGCCCAUCCUCUGUAAAUUAUGACUUCCCACCUACCUGCUCCGUGACUCAGUACAUAGACAGUUUUCCUCAAACAGCACAGGACAGAGCCGGUUAUGUUGAGCGGCGGCGGCCUUUCCGCCAGAGAGCCAUGUCUGAGUCUGUGUCUGCAAGCCGCCAUGAGGUCGUGUCGCGGAGAUGUAGCCAGCCUGUGUUUGAGGAGCUUUCUUACGCCAAGGAGUCUUAUGUUUGAUUUACUUUGGGACUGUUUCGCAGAUCGGAUUUUAGUUAUACAGACAUUUCUUGAAGGCAGAACUGCAAGUUAGCAACCCAGCAAGCUUUUUUUUUUUUAACUGCUUCAGGGCCACAUCAUACACAGACGUCGAAGGUUAGCCAAGCUGACUUUUUAAUCUAGAGAACUUAAAAUGUUUAGAUUGCAUGUUCAAUAGCAAGAACGCUUAGAUUUACAAUAGCAGCUACUUCCUCCUUAUUACUUCUUUGGUUGGUUGGACAGAGAAACUGUGUUUCAAGGCCCUGUCCAAUGAGUAACUGUCACAGCAAUGUUUGUAUAAAAAAAUCUCCAAUCUAUUAAUUUUUCACUGUUUCACUUUGAAUGAAUGUGAGCAAUGUGCCACCUCUGUGGUCACACUGUCGAAGUAGUACUAUUUAGAGUACAAAUAUUAAAAUAUAUGUUGUUAUCAUGAUAGAUAUUUAGUCUAUCACAAUGAAGCUAUGAAAACACAGUCGGCUGUGGAUAAAAUAUGCUAUGAGUUUCUAUGUCUUGUUUGAGGUUUUUUCGGUACGGUAAUGUACAGUAUAGCACGUCAAGCACUGUUUUUUUGUUUGGUUGUUUUUUUUUGUUUGUUUGUUUUUUGCUUUUUGUAAAUCCUCUUCACCUUGCAUGGUCUCCUUCUUCCACUACAUGAAAGCACUUUUCUGAUGAUGAACUAUGCUUUGGUUACUUGGGUGCAAAAGAAAAUGUAAAUAAAGUCAAAUAGAUAUAGGUUUGUAACCUUUGCCACAGGGUCUUCCAGAGCAGGGAUGGUUUUAUGUAACCACCUAAGAAAAUGGAAGCAAAACAAUUCAAUAAAAGAAAGUAACACA
Molecule: messenger RNA, 3079 nt
Organism: Toxotes jaculatrix (banded archerfish)
Lineage: Eukaryota; Metazoa; Chordata; Actinopteri; Toxotidae
Gene: tagapb
Product: T cell activation RhoGTPase activating protein b
Exons: 10
Coding region: 213-2228 (671 amino acids)
Biological process (GO): signal transduction; regulation of Rho protein signal transduction
Molecular function (GO): GTPase activator activity
Source: RefSeq, a predicted model, not a curated record